Molecule: messenger RNA, 576 nt
Organism: Phodopus roborovskii (desert hamster)
Lineage: Eukaryota; Metazoa; Chordata; Mammalia; Rodentia; Cricetidae
Product: enhancer of rudimentary homolog
Exons: 1
Coding region: 45-359 (104 amino acids)
Source: RefSeq, a predicted model, not a curated record
GCGGCGGCGGUGUUAGCGGCAGCUGCAGCAAAGUGUUCGGCGCGAUGUCUCACACCAUUUUGCUGGUACAGCCUACCAAGAGGCCAGAAGGCAGGACCUACGCUGACUAUGAGUCUGUGAAUGAGUGCAUGGAAGGUGUUUGUAAAGUGUAUGAAGAACACCUGAAGAGAAUGAAUCCCAACAGCCCCUCCAUCACAUAUGAUAUCAGCCAGUUGUUUGAUUUUAUUGACGAUCUGGCAGACCUCAGCUGUCUUGUGUACCGAGCUGAUACACAGACGUAUCAGCCUUAUAACAAAGACUGGAUCAAAGAGAAGAUCUACGUGCUCCUUCGUCGACAGGCACAACAGGCUGGGAAGUAAUUGAGUUGGAAGCAUUAGGGGCUAGGGUUGGGCUUGAAACAGGUGCAUACAGCGUACUGUAGUGAACAUUUUGUAUGAUAGUAAUCCUGUUUCCAUUUUGUUACAGAGCCAAGAUUGAAUGUAUGACGUGAAACGUGAAUGACCUUUUCAUUCUGAAACCACCAUUGCCCCUUUGCUCAUUUUCUUUCUUUUUUUACUUAAAACAUUUUUAUGAUAA